AGCAAUGAGUUCGGCACCUCGCCUCUCCAACCCAAUGAAAUAGUCUUCGCCCCUCUAGAAGGAUGAGCGCGCAGGCGGGCGGCGACAUCCCCACCAUCUUCAACCCAGGGGGCGGUCGCCAACGCGCGCCCAGUGUCGUCGUGACGGAAGAGGGGGGAGUGGGCGUGGCUAAUGGACCGUUCGGCCACGCCGACUCGAUCGGCAGCCAGCCGGAGUCCAGCGGAGGCGGAGCGACUGCUACUGGGGGCGGAGAUGGGGUCGUGACGACGUCCCCGGCUACACCCGCCUCUGGAGGGUUGGCCGGGAAGAUGAAGUCGUGUUCUACGUCCGUAUGCUCGAGGUCGGCAAGAAAGAUCUACUUCGGCAUUUGGGUAACUGUAUGCGUAACCGCAUCCUGGGUGGGAGCCACACACUGUAUCAAGUACCUGUACCUAGGCCGACCAAGAGAACCGGAAACUGAUGCUGACCCUAUGCUUCUGCCUGCUGGUAUCAACGAAGUCAACAUGACAGCCAUACAGCCUGUGCAUGUAUAUAGUGUUACUUAUCAAGCGCCGUUCUUCACCACGUGGUUCGUCACGAAUUGGACAAUGCUGUUCUUUCCUUUGUACUACCUGACAAGGUUGAGCAACAGAAGGUGUGAAUCAAUUUUUGAUAUUCUUUCAGAGAGCAUAAGAGAUUUCAGAGAUAAAGGAUUCACAGCAGUGCGUUUCAUGACCCGCUGCAGCCUAUUCUGCAUCUUAUGGGUAGGCACGAACUACAUGUACAUAAUGUCCCUAAGGAUCCUGCCUGCGACGGACGUGAUGGCGCUCUUCGCUACCAACGUCUCAUUCGUCUACCUGCUCUCUUGGGUUAUUUUGCACGAGCAGUUCGUCGGUAUUAGAAUAAUGGCUGUGAUAAUAUGUGACACUGGCGUAGCGUUGUUAGCGUAUAUGGACGGUAUCACCGGUAGUCCCACUUUGGGAGGAGUGGUGCUGGCCACUUCCGCUGCGGCAGCUUCAGCGGUGUAUAAGGUGCUAUUUAGGAAAGUGGUGGGAGACGCCACCUACGGUCAGGUGGCGUUAUUCUUUUCGUUAAUCGGCAUGCUCAAUGCGGCGUUCCUGUGGCCUUUAUGUUUGGGCCUGUUCCUACUAGGUACGGAGACUUUACACUGGGAAACGCUACCGUGGCCAGCGUUACUCGCCGCAAGUUGUCUUUCUCUAGUUGCCAAUUUACUGGGUAACUUCAGUGUUGCCCUUACUUAUGACCUGUUCAUCACAUUAGGACUUAUAACAGCUGUUCCAGUAUCAGCAGCUUUAGACGUGGUGCUAUACGACGCAAGCUUCGAGGGCAUGAAGUUAGCAGGAAUGAUCCUGAUCGCUGUGGGCUUCUUCUUGGUCAUGUUUCCAGAUAACUGGCCGGACUACAUAACUAGGCUGUUGAGAAAUAUCAUUCUGUUGAGUCACAGUGCCAGGCCAGGCUUUCUGAGGCGGCAGGACCUACCGGUUAACACCUAACCACAUCGACACCAUGGCACUCUGCGUCCCAUUUACACAUCAUAUGGAGCCGAAGAAGCCGUAGGGGAUCGCAAAGCUCUCACCGGGCCCCCGUAAUGGACUACCGCACAGGGUACAUCAGGUCGCAUCUGCGGUCGCCUUCCGGCAGGGUGCGGUGACCAAGCUACCAUCUCGACGAACCAAUCAUCAACGAGUUUUACUUGACACCACUCUAGACAUUUUCUUCGAAGCAACGCAUGAAACGGUGGUGGUUAUUGUGUUUAGCAAUAAGGGUAGGAUGCGGCAUUCAACUGGCCAAAGAAACGAAUUACGAUGGCGGUCCGAUAAGUACUUAGCCUAAGGGAAUUCUUCUAGACGGCUACGGUCAAAAUUUCAGUCGGAUCGGACUAGUAGUUUUGUUUAGACCGCGCGUGGAAGCGGGAGUGUCCGCGGAUUUUAGAACAAUGAAAAUUGGGCAAUAUCGGACGGUGAUUUGACUCUUGUUUUCGGAAGAGAAAUCGCUCAGCGAUAUCAAAGAGCACUUGGAUGCUCUCCUUCGAUGGCGACCGUCAAAAUUGGUUUACCGAGUUCUAACGCGGUUGCGCAAAAGACCGCGUGAGACAUCCUGCGUAAAAUAUUGAACAUGAGAAAGAUGUCCGCGCGACAACAACCAUGAGGCCCCUUCAAAGCAGUGUUUGCCGCUGUUUAAGCGUAA
Messenger RNA from Acanthoscelides obtectus, 2187 nucleotides. The record is from the annotation of a GenBank genome assembly. NCBI's taxonomy places the organism in Eukaryota, Metazoa, Arthropoda, Insecta, Coleoptera, Chrysomelidae.